This is a messenger RNA of Guillardia theta CCMP2712, 1104 nucleotides long. RefSeq lists its product as hypothetical. The transcript is spliced from 2 exons. The record is from RefSeq and is a predicted model, not a curated record. The coding region runs from base 1 to 1104 and encodes 367 amino acids. NCBI's taxonomy places the organism in Eukaryota, Cryptophyceae, Pyrenomonadales, Geminigeraceae. Gene Ontology annotation, molecular function: GTP binding; GTPase activity.
AUGUUCACCCUCGCUGGCAACUUCUAUAAUUGGGUGAAAAAGAAGCAGGAGAAGAGCGUGACAAUUAUCGUCCUCGGCUUGGACAAUGCGGGCAAGACGACGCUGCUCUAUGGGCUCAAGGACGAGCUUCCGCAAGCUGACGUGACUCCUACCAUUGGGUUUCGUCCUAGCAAGCUCAUCAGCGGGAAGUACACGAUCCAGUGGUUCGAUGUAGGAGGAGCGAAGAACUUUCGGCGAGUGUGGCAGAGCUACUACCCUGAGGUCCAUGGCGUCAUCUACGUCGUGGAUGCCGCAGCUCCUGAGCGGUUCGAAGAGGCAAAGGAAACGCUCGACAAGACGUUGGAGUCCGAGGGAAUCCCGGGCAAGCCUGUGCUGAUCUUUGCAAACAAGCAAGACCUCGACGGCUGCAUCUCAGCUCACGAGCUGUCUCAGAAACUUGGGAUGUUGGACCGCAAGGACUGUUGCCAUCAUGUUGCAAACUGUCAAGCGAAGCCCAAUGAAGGAGAUCCGGUGGACCCGCGGAUCGGCAAGGCGCUCAAGUGGCUGCUGGAUGCGAUCGAGAAGGACUACAAGUCUCUCAGCGAACGGGUCAAGAAAGACAUGGAAGAGCAGAAGCGCAAGGAGAAAGAGAGGAAGGAGGCGCAGCGGAAGAGAGCGGAAGAGGCCAAGGCUGCAAGGCUGAGGGAGCAGGCAGAGAAGGAGGCUAAGGAGAAGGAGGGCAAAGAGAAAGGGGCGAGCAUAGAGAUGGCGGUUGACUCUGGCAAGAACACAUCCAGCGAGGAUGCAAGCAAGGAGACUGAGGUGGAUGCUGUGGUCAAGACCGAACCGAUCGUGGAGAUUCGGCAAAGCGCGGCGUUGGAGCAGCGUGAAGAGGAACCGAGAAGGAGGAGUGAUGGGUUCGGCUCCCCCCCCUCCAACCGCCUGCCAGCCCUUGAGGUUGAGCCCUCGACCACAAGGACAGGAAACACCCUGAGGCUAACGGACUUGAAACCGAUGCCUCCUGUAGUCGACACGUUGCAAGACUCUCCUGUUCGCAAGGCAGAUGUCACUCUGCCGAACGUUGUUCCCUCCCCCCAGCUCUACUCCCACGAAGGUACGCAUUGA